AUGGGCCUCUUCAGCAAGUCCCUGCGGCGCCGUCGCCAUCGAGCAGGUCCAGAAGUCGACCUUUUGAGCGCCGCUUUUGGUCUACCUUUUCAUCGCGGCAUGAAGCCUUCGUUCAACAAGAGUCCUGCUCGUAUGAAGAUUGUUUAUGCAUCUGAAACUGAUUCCAGCGACGAAUCCGAGUCUGAUGAACCAUACUCUUCAUCUUCUGAGGACGAACGCGGACGACAACCGCAUCGUGGCCGCAACCCCUCAAAAAGAGCUCCUACGCCUCACCGGAUUACUCCUGCGUCUCCCAGUUCUUCAAAGAAGAGCCCUGCACGAAAGAAACAACAUCGCCGACGUCACUCGGGAGGUUCAUCUCGAUCCAGCCCUCGGAAGUCGACUCGUUCUCGAACCUCUCGCUCAACUUCUCGUCGAUCAAACGUUAGCAACAUGACUACUCAUCCGUCUAUUCCCCCUGUACAAAGUUCUGCAACAAUUCCGCCUCGAAUUCCUGUUCAUUUGUCGAAACCGCCUUGUAAUAUUGUUCAGUCUAAAUCAUUGCCUAUUCCCACUUUGAACCACCCUUUUGGAGUUCCAGUAUGCCAGCCUGUGCCUCAUCAACAGGUGUACUACCACAGCCCGAUCAACUUCGGGCAACUACAGCCAAACCAUAUGGCUCGAGUUCAGACACCUCAGUUUAUCGACCCAGUCAUGCCUCCGCAUGUCGUGGCACAACCACCUCCUGGUCUGGCGACAGUCCCAGUGACUUCUACAGCCCCUAACAACAAUGUGAUCUCGUCAGAGAGAUGCAACACAAGCACCCCUGAGCCAGAGUCUCAAGCCACAGGGGCACCUAACCCCUGGGCUAAAGAUAUACAGCGACUGCAGAAACGUAUUGAUGCCAAGAUGGCUGAUCUAUCCUCGGAGCCUGACAGCAGAGUCCUGCGCCGCGACCUUCGCCGCCUCCAGGACCGACUCAACUCUAGCUUGAACAAAGCUAUUAAGCAUAGCAAGGUGCACGUUAAGAAGCCCUCGCUUGGGUCGGUUAGCAACUUUUCGCAGUCGACCCUCGGUAAGAACACUCCAGGCGGUAUUGAAACCACACCUGUUCAUGGUGCUGUCGUGCCCAUGAGCACAAUUGCGGACAAUCAGCAGCGACGAUACCAUGCCCAACAGGCCAAGAGUCCUCAACGUAUCCCACGCCACCAUGUCUGCUCAGGAUGUGGGAAUGUUCGCUCGCAGCAAUUCCAUAAACGAUGGCCCCUGGACAACACGAAGAAAUCUCCCAAGAUCAGCUACUGCGAGAGCUGUCGGGAAGACAUGUACAACCGAGGUAUUGUCCAGAAGUAUCACUUUUGCUUCAAUUGUGGAGGUGCGAGAUCCCUGGCAUUCCAUAGAGAGCAUCCGGUACUGCCAGGCGAGCCUAUCUUCGUCAACUAUUGUGGCUCAUGCACCGAAGAAUUUAAAGUCUAUGAGAGCCUUCCUGACACUUCUGUUAUCAACAUCGCCGCACAAAGAGUCGACGCAUAUAUGGAAGUGGCAACUCCCUCUGAUUCGGGAGAAGACUUAGAUUCUCUUAUUGUCAACCGCCAUCAGAACUGCAAGAACGACAAAGACAAGGUCCGCCGCGAAAAGCGACAUGAAGCCAAGCCUAAGCCUAAACAACGCGAUUCGAGCGUCGAGACACCCCGUGGAAGACGACGAGAGCCGCGUACUCCUAGAGUCCCCAUCGUUGCAUCCAAUGAUGACUUAGUGUCUCCUGAAUCGCCAUACUGUCCCUCGCGAAGCACUAGUUCUUCUGACCGUCGAGCAGAGCGGAAGUCGUCUGGGCAAUUCAGCUCAGACUCUAGUACUAACACGGAGGAAGUGAAGGUAAAUGGAAACUACCAGUCUCCUUACGUCGAGGAUUCCACGUCGAGCCAUCAUUCAAGGGUAGCUACCCCGACUCCCAGCCUUCGUUCCAAGAAGAGAGAUUUAAAGGUCGAGCCCAAAGCUCAUGAGUCCCGCAAAGAUUCACCAGCUGACUUCGUGCUCAAAUCUGCACUGGCGGGUGGUGAGCGAUCUUCUUCGGAUGGAUCUAGGAAAGCCCGAGCUGAGACAUCAGAGGGGUCGCCUACAGUUCGUGAGAAUUCUCUCGACUCUGAGCGUUCUGAUCCAAGUUCGUCCAAGUCCUCUGGCAGCAAGACUGUCAGAUUCAAGCAGUCUGUCGACAUACGUACAGCCUUGCCGCACGACGGGGAUGACUUCUCGGAGUCUGAAAGUCCUAGGUACCCUCGUGCCCCAGGGUCUCCUCUCAUCUCUCGCAAGAAGUCUGCACCUCACAAUACUCGGGAAACUAACGACAAAUAUUUGCACCCACACUACGGCCAACCCUCGAUGGCAGCGCCUGGUUUCCACCGUGAACACUUGCACGUGCCGGAUAGCUAUCCUGGGUCACCCUCAAUGGGAUUUUCUAAAGGGGCUUUUAGUAAAGACUUUGAUGGCAACGGGCAUUGGGAUACUUUCUCAAGCCCUGGAUACUCUUAUGCAGACCAGUAUUCGGAGAACUCUUUCCGUAGCUAUUACGGCACUGAUGAAGAAUUCGAGGCAUCGACACCUCGACCUUACAACUAUGAUCAUCACAGAGAAUCGAGCACCUCUCUCCCAUCACGUCUUUCUCCUGGAAGCAUGUUUUCUUCCUUUUUCAAGAAGGACAAGGCAUCCUCAGUUCCUCCAGACCAAGGGUCAGCUACCGAGACAGGCAGUGGUGUAGCUGCAAACAAUCCUUAUUACACACCCCGCAAGCGCAGUCAUCCAGAAACUUCUUACUGCGGUUCUCCUAUCAGAUCUGAGAAGUCGUUCAAGUGCGGCCACGAAUCGUCUUCAUCCACAGCGUCUGAUAAACUUAUCUGGAAGAAUGCCUUCAACCCUAUCCCAACCGUUGAAGAGCCAGGAACUAUCGGCGAUUCUUCCCCUGAAAGCCCUACAGACCUGCUUGAGUUUAAUGUUAUCAUCGAUUUUGCUUCUCCAGAUAGUGGUGAUGUUGAUCUGGAAUCAUUGGAGUCACACUCCAGCACGUCGGACAACUAG
This is a messenger RNA of Fusarium coffeatum, 3051 nucleotides long. RefSeq lists its product as uncharacterized. NCBI's taxonomy places the organism in Eukaryota, Fungi, Ascomycota, Sordariomycetes, Hypocreales, Nectriaceae. The coding region runs from base 1 to 3051 and encodes 1016 amino acids. The record is from RefSeq and is a predicted model, not a curated record. The transcript is spliced from 4 exons.